This is a messenger RNA of Lycium barbarum (goji berry), 1824 nucleotides long. RefSeq names its product shaggy-related protein kinase eta-like. The record is from RefSeq and is a predicted model, not a curated record. The transcript is spliced from 12 exons. NCBI's taxonomy places the organism in Eukaryota, Viridiplantae, Streptophyta, Magnoliopsida, Solanales, Solanaceae. Gene Ontology annotation, molecular function: protein serine/threonine kinase activity; ATP binding. The coding region runs from base 153 to 1373 and encodes 406 amino acids. Gene Ontology annotation, cellular component: cytoplasm. Gene Ontology annotation, biological process: protein phosphorylation; signal transduction.
ACACAAAUAUCGAGAGAGAGAGAGAGAAUCGUAGUGGGGGGAAAAUAAAGCGAAUUAUUACUACUUACUCUCUAUUAGUAAAGGAAACAAGUGUGGUAGCAAAGCCAAGUAGCAUUGGAAGAAGAAGAAGAAGAAGAAAGAGAGCACAUCACAUGGCCUCUUUACCACUGGGUCCUCAGCUCCCCGAAAAUCAUCCGCCGGACCAUGGCGGAGCCACAGCCGCCGGCGCACCACCGGAAUCGGAAAAGGAAAUGUCAGCUGUUGUUGAGGGUAAUGGUGCGGUGACUGGUCACAUAAUCUCCACCACAAUUGGAGGCAAGAAUGGAGAACCAAAAAGGACCAUUAGUUAUAUGGCAGAGCGAGUUGUCGGUACAGGAUCAUUUGGAAUAGUGUUUCAGGCAAAAUGCUUGGAAACUGGAGAGAAUGUAGCCAUCAAGAAGGUUUUGCAGGACAAACGGUAUAAAAAUCGUGAACUACAGCUGAUGCGCUUGAUGGAUCACCCAAAUGUCAUUACUCUAAAGCACUGCUUCUUUUCCACAACAAGUAGAGAUGAGCUUUUUCUUAAUUUGGUCAUGGAUUAUGUCCCUGAAAGUUUAUACAAGGUAUUAAGGCACUAUAGCAAUUCAAAUCAAAGGAUGCCACUCAUAUAUGUCAAACUUUACAUGUAUCAGAUAUUCAGGGGGCUGGCUUACAUUCAUAAUGUUCCAAGGAUUUGCCAUAGAGAUGUGAAACCUCAAAAUCUUUUGGUUGAUCCUCUGACCCAUCAAGUCAAGCUGUGUGACUUUGGAAGUGCAAAAGUCCUGGUGAAUGGUGAAGCAAAUAUUUCAUACAUUUGCUCUCGCUACUAUAGAGCCCCAGAACUCAUAUUUGGUGCCACAGAAUAUACAACAUCAAUUGAUAUUUGGUCAGCAGGCUGUGUCCUUGCUGAGCUUCUUCUGGGGCAGCCACUCUUUCCUGGCGAAAAUGCAGUAGACCAACUUGUAGAGAUAAUCAAGGUCCUUGGUACUCCUACUCGGGAAGAAAUUCGAUGUAUGAACCCAAACUACACGGAUUUCAGAUUCCCACAGAUAAAAGCUCAUCCUUGGCACAAGGUAUUCCAUAAAAGAAUGCCUCCUGAAGCAAUUGAUCUUGCCUCACGGCUUCUCCAAUAUUCACCAAGUCUUCGCUGCACUGCGCUAGAGGCAUGUGCACAUCAAUUCUUUGAUGAACUUCGUGAGCCCAAUGCCCGUCUCCCAAAUGGACGUCCAUUUCCACCUCUUUUCAACUUUAAACAAGAGUUAACUGGAGCUUCACCUGAUUUGGUCAACAAGCUGAUCCCUGAGCAUGUGUGGAGGCAAAUUGGUUUGAAUUUUCCCUUGCCCGCUGCAACGUAAUUGUACUAAUGUAAUAUAGAGUUGGUGUAUCAGAAAAUAUAGGGAGUCCUUGUGGAUUAAUGUAACCAUGCAUUUUGGCGUAACCAGCGGCUAUAUACGCACGUAAAAGUUGUAUGCGUAUAGUCGCUGUUUGGCUUACAAGGAAGUGAUCCUGCCUACUUAUGUCAUCUUAGCUAAUAGUAGCAACCUGUUGCCUCUUCUGUACAUUGUUUUUGAUAAGAAGAUUUUAGAUAGGAGUAUAAAAUGAUAAAUAUUGUAAUGUCUAGUUAAGCAGAUUUCCCUGAGAGACCUACUGGUGCACUAGGACUUGUAGCUUUUGGUUGUAGUUGUAUUUAUAUGCAGUUGUUUCUAGCUCUGUUUUUUUGUUUCUUGAAUGUAAGGCAUAUAUGCUAUUCCUCUGCGACCUUUGGUUUGUUUUUUGCCUUUGAAGUAUAUUUGAUUGUUUCUCUUA